GCCAUUGCAAGAAACCAUAUUUUCUCUCAAUUCUCUGCAAAAAAAAAUAAAGAAAUCCAAGAAAACCCUUUUUCUCUCAUUCUUUGCAAAAAAAAAAAAAAAAAAUUCCAAGAAAAUCCUCCGUUCUCACCCAUGGAUGAUCAGGAAGGUCUUAAAUUGCAUAGUUUGUUGUCUAAAGUACUACUCGAUCUGGUUGAAUAUGCAGAAAAACUGGCGGAUCUUAAGGAGCAGAUGGAAGGAGCUGAGGAUUUUCCAGAGUUUACGAAGGAAGACGUCAAGGGGUGGGUUCAAAAAUGCGGAAAGUUCUUUGAUGAUAACCCAGGUCGAGUACCAGAAAAAUACCAAGCGUUGAUCGUUUCUCUGUAUCUGGACGAGGAGACGCUAGAGUGGCAUGAAAGAUUCAUGAAGAGAAGAAGUAAGCCACCAAGCUGGAAGAGCUAUGUCACUUCUUUGAUUCGAGAUUGUGGGGAAAAGGGCGCAAGAAAGAACUCAGGGAAAGCCCCUCAACCUCAAGAGCAUGAAUCUGGCCCAUCUGGGGACCUUCCUUCAACAACCCUAAUCAGAAUGGAAAGAAAGAUGAAGGGUUUGUGUUUCAACUGCGAUGAGAAGUAUACCCGAGGACAUAAUUGUAACGGAGAGAAAUCCAAGAAAAUUGAAGAAAGCACCGUGGGUGGAAUUCAGUGCGAGAUUCCAUAUAUUUCAGGGCAUGCUCUGAUGGGUUGGCGUGCUAAUCAUCCCUUGAGGCUCGUAGCUUCUGUUGAGUCUACUCCCAUCAAGAUUCUGGUAGAUUCAAGCAGCACUCAUAAUUUCUUGAAUCCUGCAAAAGUUGGGGGGAUGAGUUUCUCUGCUGUAUUCGGAAAUGCUUCAAAAUUUUCUACUGGAAAUGGCAGCGUGGAGAAGGGCUCAAUCUGCAAAGGGUUUAAAUGGAGAAUAGACAGCAUUGAGUUUGAAACUGAUGUGAUAGGGCUGACCCAACUGGAGGUAUGUGACAUGGUUCUUGGAAACCAAUGGCUAGCUACUUUAGGCACUGUUGUUUGGGAUUUCAAACAGUCUAGAAUUGGAUUCACUUAUCAAGGAAAGAAGACAGUUUUGAAGUCCUAUGCUGAGCAUGAAUGGCAAAAGGUUGGGACAUCUCAGGAAAUUGAUGAUUCGGGAAAUAGAGCUGGAACUGAGAGUGAUAUACCAUGCAUUUCUGCACAUUCCCUGCAUGGAUGGCCUGCUAAUAUUCCCAUGAGACUCAUAGGUUAUGUCCAAUCAACUGCCAUCAAGAUUUUGGUAGAUCUUAGCAGCACCCAUAAUUUCUUGAAUCUCAAGGAAUUUCUGAGGAAGAGGAAUGGUCGGUCCAUUAUUACCUUGUGUAACUUGGGAAAUAAUGAUGUGGAAGUGGCUGGUGGAACAAAUUACAAGGGGAAGACCAGAAUUUGCAAAGGCUUUAAAUGGACAAUAAUGAACAUUGAGUUUGAAUCUGAUAUGCUAAUGCUACCCAUUGAAAACGGAUGUGAUGUGGUUUUGGGAAAUCAAUGGCUUGCAACUUUAGGCCCUAUUUUAUGGGAUUUCAAACAGUGCAGAAUGCAAUUUGCUUACCAAGGGGAGAGGGUUAGUUUUGAGUCUUGUGCUGAACCCGAAUGGCAAUUGUUUGGCCAAAAUGAAGUGGAUCAGUUGAGGCAGUCACUCUUACAGUCUAUGGAGAUCAAUGGUUGAAGAAGAUUGGUAAUUCCUUCACAUUUUUGUGGUUUAGUUUUUGCUUUAAUCAAACAAAUGUUAUAUUUCAGUUUUGUUUUAGUCAAAUAUAGUGAUUUUUCAUGA
Messenger RNA from Rubroshorea leprosula, 1806 nucleotides. NCBI's taxonomy places the organism in Eukaryota, Viridiplantae, Streptophyta, Magnoliopsida, Malvales, Dipterocarpaceae. The record is from the annotation of a GenBank genome assembly.